Messenger RNA from Hypanus sabinus (Atlantic stingray), 8558 nucleotides. It is a transcript of the gene cspg4ba, whose product is annotated as chondroitin sulfate proteoglycan 4ba. Bases 81 to 7178 code for a protein of 2365 amino acids. The transcript is spliced from 10 exons. The record is from RefSeq and is a predicted model, not a curated record. Lineage: Eukaryota; Metazoa; Chordata; Chondrichthyes; Myliobatiformes; Dasyatidae.
CCGGGAGCCGGGGCUUUGAUUGACACCUACCGGGAUCAAAAAUGUAACAAAGCGAGCGUGAAGGGACUUCGCUGUCAGCUAUGGACUUCUCAGGGAAGCCGGGAAGAUCCCUGUUAUUGUUCGGGACGUUUCUGUCUGCGGUCGGGAUUGCUCGUGGGGCAUCUUUUUUUGGAGAGAGCUAUGUGCAUCUCAAAAUAGCAGAGGCUUCUAGCAAGUCAUCAUUAAGUUUACGAUUUCAAACCUCAAGAUCAAGUGGACUACUUGUCCUGGUAGCAGGAGAAACAGAUUACUGGCUGGUGGAGCUCCAGGCUGGUCUUGUACAGGUGAAAUUGGAGCUUGGUUCUGGUGAAAAUAUUCUUCACUCUGAAAGAGGAGUGGAGCUGGAUGAUUUGGCGUUGCACACUUUGGAGCUACACCACAAAGCAGAUGAAGUGACCCUGACCGUUGACAACCACUACAGAACUAAUGUGACUGCGCCAGGUCAACUUCAUGAACUUAACAUUCAACAUGGUGUUUUUGUAGGAGGUACCGGUGAAUUUGAGAAACCUUACAUGAAAGGAGUUGCAAAUAACUUCCGGGGAUGCAUCGAUGAGGUGAUCUUCAACCAACAGGAUAUCUUGUCUUCUUUGAGAACGUAUUCUGGAUUUAAGACUGUUCAUGAGGUUUCAGCAGGCUGCAGUGACGAAUUCUUUGCUGAAGAUAGUGAUCCUAUCAGUUUAUUUAGUUCAAAAUCUUAUCUUGAAUUUACUACAUGGGAUACACAAGAAGAAGCAGUGUUUGAAUGCACUAUAAGCACUACUGAGCCGUUAGGUUUGCUGCUAUAUCAUGCUGGUCAACAAGGUGAUUUUAUUGCAAUGGAAAUUGCAGGAGGAUUGAUUCAAGUGGUUGUUGGGAAAGCUGGAAAGACAACACAUCUCACUUCCCUAAGUCAAGUUAAUGACAAUACUUGGCAUUAUAUUAAGCUGCAAGUUACAUCUAAGCGUCUUCAUCUCACUGUGGAUGAUGAAACUGUAAAGGCUACUCUGAGUUCUCGUAGCAAAAAUGUUAAUUUGAGGGGUCCACUGUUUAUUGGUGGCACAGAUGAAAGCAACCGUGUUGAGGUCUUGAAGAUUGGUCUUCAUUCCCUUGCAGGAAGAAAAGCAAGAGGAGGAUCCUUCAGGGGUUGUCUAAAAGAUGUCAAAACUAACUCUGAAAUCAAAAGCUUAAAAAAUGUGCUUGCCACAAAAGAUAUUUCAGCUGGGUGUGCAACAGCUCAAGUGGCAGCUCCCCCAACAGCUUCCAAUCUGCAGAGGACACUUAAACCCACAGCUAAGCCACAAGCUAAGAAAUUCCUGACUCUCAAUAAUCUAGUAGUUUCAGAAGGAGGGCAGAAAGCACUAGAGCCUAAGCACAUAGAGUUGAACCUUGAGCUUAAGGAAUUGGGUCUAAAGCAGUCACAAAUAGUAUUUAAGAUAGCAAAGCAGCCAAAACAUGGAAAUCUGAAAUUGGACUCUGAUUCAGAGCAUGAACAGAAUUCUUUCACGUUGUCCAACCUCUGGAAUGAAAAAAUAUAUUAUGUUCAUGAUGGAUCUGAACAUUCCCAUGAUCAGUUCUCAUUUUCCAUUCUUGCAAACAGUAAGGAAGCCCCAGAAUACUUGAAAGGAGAUGAGCAGUAUCUUUUUAACAUUACUGUUACUCCAACUAAUGAUGCUCCUGAAAUUGUUCUUCCAGAAGGUAAUUUAUUCACUUUGCUAGAGAAUUCCAAGAAAUGUCUUACCAACAAUGUGAUUAAGGCCAUUGAUGUUGACACAAAUUCAACAGAACUUCAGUUCUUUGUUUUAGGUAAUCUUAAUGAAAAUGUUGGAUUUUUGGAAAAUGUCCUGAAUCAUGGCACUCCAGUAAGCACAUUCUCCAACACUGAUCUGGAAGAAGGAAACAUUUAUUACGUUCACCAAGGUGUUCUCACCUCAAGGAUUGUGUUGCGUGUCAGUGAUGGUGACAGAGUGAGCAGUACUGUGGUUUUACGUAUAAUGGCAGUGCCUGUGGUUUAUAAAGUAGUCAAUAAUACAGGUCUGAUAGUCGAUCAGAGUGAUGCUGCUUUAAUCACCAACUACAAUUUGUCAGUUGAAACCAAUGCAGUUAAUCAGGAAGUAGAAAUACGUUAUAACAUUGCUAAAGCUCCUAUGUAUGGUGAAAUUCAACGGCAACAUUCUAGAGGAGCAUGGAAGCAAACCAGUUCUUUUUCUCAGCGAUCAGUAGACCGGGGCCGGGUACGAUACUUUGGCACUUUCCAUAAACUUCAGACCAGCAGUGUUACCGACAUGUUCAAAUUUAAAGUUAACGUAGGGAGCAAAACUAAUGAAGAGCUGGUUUUUCCUAUUACAGUAAACUGGGUCCAUUUCAAGCUCCUAAAAAAUAUUCCAUUAGAGAUCAAUAAAGGAAAGAAACAAGCUCUCACCUCUGAGAAUCUCCAUGCUUCUGUAAAAGGACCAAGAAUCCCUGAAAGUGGGCUAUACUACAGGUUAGUGACUAUACCUGAAAGAGGACAGCUUCUGAUGAAUAACAAAAUCUUAACACAGAAUUCUUCUUUCAGUCAGAAAGAUAUUAAUGCUCAGAUGGUGGAAUAUGAACCAGUUGGAAAGCUGCAUGAAGACAAAGAAGACUUCUUCAGCUUUCAGCUUUAUUCCAAGCAAGUAGUGUCCGAGAAGCAUAAUUUCCACCUAUAUAUUAAGGCUUAUGUUAAUUCCAUUAAUUUAACAAAUAAUGGGCUCACAUUAGUGGAGGGAGAAGGAGAGCUAAUAACAAAGACAGAAUUAUUUGCAGAAACUUUGAACACUAAAAAGUUCUUGUAUGCUGUUGUACAGAGUCCCAGAUAUGGCAAAUUGAAGCGUAUCAAUCGCUCUGAUUCAACUGAUAGUAAUGACAACAUAACAACAUUUACUAAUGAAGAUAUUCUUGGGCAUCGGCUCAUGUACGUGCAUGACAAUUCUGAGACUACACAUGAUGAGUUUGUAUUUGUAGCCACUGCUGGAGAGGUUGCAGACAUUUCAGAAUCUGACCCAAAUUCUGUGUCCAUUGUAGGGACAUUCACCAUAACCAUUCAGCUAAAAAAUGAUGAGAAGCCCAUUCGUGUUGUAGACAGAGUGUUUCAUGUGGUUAGGAAUGGUCAACGGCUGUUAACCUCUGAAGAUCUACGCUACCAUGAUCCUGAUUCGGACUUCAAUGAUGCACAACUGUUGUACACCCGGCGUGGUAUUCCAAAUGGUGACAUAGUUUUAGUGAAUGACUCCUCCAAAAAACUUUUCCAGUUUUCCCAAGAAGACCUUGAUAAGAAACGUGUUCUGUUUGUGCAUCGAGGUACUGACAGUAGCAGGUUUGUCUUGUUUGUUACUGAUGGAAAACACCACACAUCUUCGUUACUGGAAGUCAGAGCCUCUGGUCCUUACGUUCAAAUAGUCAACAAUACAGGACUUAAGGUGCAGAAGGGACAAGGAGUGUCUGUAACAACAGCUAAUUUCAGUGUGAGAACAAAUCUUUACAUCACAGAUGAAAGUGAAAUUAAUUAUAGUGUGUUUCUGUCACCAAAGCAUGGAACGCUGUAUUUGAAUGGUGUACGUACAGAAUCUUUCACACAGAGUGAUUUGAAGAUGGGUCGUGUGGUAUACCAACAUGACAACAGCAACAACCUUGUAGAUGGCUUCAAUUUCACAAUAAAAGCCAAGAAUGUACUGCUCGAUGGAGGUAUUAAUAUUCGUAUAUAUCUGGAGACUCAUCAGCAUGCUCCAAAAAUUGUGCACAACAAGAGUUUGUUGGUUGAGGAGGGGAAACCUGUGAAGAUUAGCAAAACAAAUCUUCAGGUAGUUCAUGAAGAUAAUCUGCCAUCUGAAAUAGUUUACAAAGUGAAAAUUGCACCAGCUCAUGGCUACAUUCGAAGCUUUACAGAAACAGAAGGGUAUUAUGUUGGGACUGAACAUAAGCCUAUCCAGUAUUUUACACAACAAGAUGUAAAUGAUGGCAGCAUCCAAUAUGUACAAGUGAAAGAAAAUCAGACAAAGGACAGUUUUACCGUUGAUAUUUCGAAUGGAAUAGUAGAAUUGACAGGAAUUCCAGUCCUGAUUGAUAUUAUUCCGAGGUUGAUUCCUGUGGAAGUGCAUAACUUUACAAUCAAGGAAGGUGCAUCAAAAGCACUGACAGAGGAUUUUAUAAAAAUCGCAAGCCCUCAUUUUGCUGAGCUUAAUUUUGAAUAUAUAGUACUAAAAGUGCCAAAACAUGGUCAUAUAGAAUAUUCUCAUUUUCCUGGACAUCCUCUCUUGUCAUUUAUGAGACAUCAGAUUGAGGAAGAAUUUAUUUACUAUGUUCACGAUGACAGCGAGAGUCUUCAGGAUAACUUCUCCAUAAUGGUCAAUGAUACUCAACUGAGAAAACAGAGUUUGCCUUGGACAGUUUUUAUUAAUAUUACAUCUGUGAAUGACGAGCCCCCCAUCAUCCUUACUAAAAAAGAAUUGAAAGUAUGGGUUGGCUCAGUUACAGAGAUAACAAAAAGUGAUCUAGAUGCAGAAGAUAAAGACUCGUCCCCAGAAGAAUUAGUUUAUUCUGUAACACCCCCAAGCAAUGGCUAUCUUGCUCUAAAGAUGUCACCAAAUAAGCACAUCCUCAACUUCACUCAAUUUCAUAUAAAUAAUGGCCAACUUGUCUUUGUUCAUAAUGGUGCCAUGUCAGGUGGAUUUAAUUUUCAGGUUACGGAUGGAGUGAACUUCGCUCCUCGACAGAUCUUUACCAUUAUGGCAGCGGCAUUGGUGAUAAACAUGGAGGAAAAUACCCGUUUACAAGUCUUUCCGGGAACGCUUAAAUAUAUUAACUCGGAACAUUUAAAAGCUGUAACCAAUGAUGAAAACAUUGAAAAUCAUGCCAUAAUAUACACGCUGGUUGACUUUCCAAAGCUUGGUAGAGUGGUAAAAGUUGAGCUCGACAACAUAACACAAGUGGCUAACUUCACGCAAAGCAUGGUGGAUGAGAGCAAGAUUGCAUAUGAGCACACACGCACCGAGGAUGUAGCUUGGCGUACUGAAGACUCAUUUCAAUUUGUAGUGCAUUCCUCACCAGCCUCAUUGGAACCUCAGCAUUUUCACAUCACCAUAUCAUAUGAUGUUGCUGGACGAUCCAGUUGUCUUCUUGCAAAUACAGGUGCUGUUGUUACAGAAGGUGAAAAGGUAUUAAUUGACAAAUUCAAGCUGGAUGCUUCAAACCUGAUGGCCAAACUUCCCGAGUCUAAGCAUUCACUGUAUGAAGUAUGGUAUCAAGUGAUAACUCUGCCUGUCCACGGUGUGAUUAUUGUUGGUGAGCGUAACAUUACCAAGCAGAAACCCUAUUUUUCUCAGUUUAUUGUGAAUAAAUAUGGAAUAACCUAUCUACAUGAUGAUUCAGAAAGCCUUAAGGACAAUUUUGUCUUUGCUGCAUGGUUAAACUUAAAGAGCAAAGUUGCAUCAAGGCCCUUGAAUGAGAGUGAAGUGGUGGAAGAGACGUUCAAUAUUACCAUUACUCCAAUUAAUGAUCAACCACCAGAGCUGAAAACCAAAGCCCCUGGACUAAAGGUCAAGCAGGGUUACAAGGCUGCAAUUAAUUCGAAUCAUAUAAAUGUUGUAGAUUUGGAUAAUACUCCAGAAGAAAUCAAAUACACCAUUAUCAGUGGACCCAGUAAUGGCUAUGUGGCAACAGCAAAGGAUUUGAAUAUGUCAAUCACACACUUCACUCAGGCUGACAUCAACGAUGGUAACAUUUGGUUUGUUCAAGAUGGAAGCUCAUCAUCAGGAGUUUUUUACUUCAGUGUCACUGAUGGUAAACACCGACCUUUAUACAAGUUAUUUAAUCUUGAGGUUAUACCUAUCAUCAUCACGCUUAUAAAUAACACUCAAUUAGAAAUUCAGCAGGGGCAAUUUAUUUCUACCAUCACCAAUGAACAUUUGGCUGCAAAGACUAAUGGGAAAGUUACAGUGAUACUUUAUGAAAUUACUAGGCCUCCACAGUUCGGACAUAUUUUGCUUGGAAACAAAAGUGUGACCUUAUUUGAACAGGAUGAUCUUAUAAAAGGGCUUUUGGUUUAUCAUAUGACCAAUCUCUCUGCCUCCCAAGAUAACUUUGAGUUUACGGUAAUGACUUCUGAAGGGAAUGUGACUGAGCAACUAGUUGACAUUAUAGUACGGCCUUUACUGAAAAUGGCAGAAGGCCUUAAGAUACCAUCUGGAACUACUUGUCAAGUUGGAACAGAUGUGCUUGAUGCAAGCAGAUUGGCCAACCAGACUGGAAGUGUUCCUCGGUUUGAAAUAAAACAUUUACCUACCUAUGGUAGACUUAUAAGACCAAGCCAUAUGGUAGGAGGUCACAGAGAAGUUGCAAAUAUAUUUACUCAGAAUGACAUUGAAUUAGGUCUUGUUCUACUUGAGGUUGAAGCAAAUAUGACAGGAAUUGACUAUUUGAAUGAUUCAUUUGCAUUUGUUUUGACAGCAAAAAAUGUACAACCAGCUGAGGGUGUCUUUCUGUACAGCAUUAUUCCUUUUAAUGGCUCUUUAAUGCUAAACAACACAUUAAAUGAAAACCCAUUUGUCCUCCGUCUGUUUACACCAGAUGCAGCAACUUCAGGAAGUUUAUCACUUGCAACUCAUACAGAUGUUCCCACUCCAAAACCUACUACAGCUGUGCUGUGGUGGCAAAGGAAAUCACAAUGGGGGAAUAGCAAAAGUAAUACCUCUGCCUCUGUCCUGGAUGUGACAAUGGGAGGCCUUGUCCAACAGGCCACAAUAGAACCAGUUGCUCAACUCAUUCAGUAUUUCAGCUCUCUGCAUAUAAUUCUGCCCCUCACUUUUCUAAUCCUCUUGAUCGUCAGUAUAUUUAUCAUAAUUUUGAUAAAAAAGAAAAAACCAAAGCGCAAACCUUUAAUAAUUAACCGUCCCAAUAAUGGUGAGACAAAUACUACAGGUUUACAUGCAGUAGAGAGGAGCCCAACAGUUCCUGUUGUUACUGUCACCCACCUUAAUACAGGUAACCCUUUGGUAGCAGAAAGGCAGAACCAAGCUUUCUCAGGAGCCACCAAGUCAAACAAAGCCUCAACUCUGCUUUAUAACUGUAAACAAUUUGAUCCAGAAAUGAUACAACAUUGUCGUACAACCAAUCCAACUUUAAGGCACAAUCAGUACUGGGUUUGAUAAAGCAAUUAAUUUAUUUCUAAUAGGAGAUACUGCAAAGCAAACUUUUUUUUUGUUGGAACCUAAAUUCAGUAUUCAUUUUUUCAAAAAUGUGCUCAGAACCUAAAUGUGACAGCAUAGCAUCUUUGCCAUGUACAAAAUGUAGUAAAGUGAGGUUUGAAAAAUAUUUUUUUUAAAGCCAGCUGCAUGUAAUUGCCCAGAAAGUUGGGUCAAUUUAUGCAAAUCAUGCCAAAAUGCAUUAAGUGUUCUGAAAUGUUGGUGCCUCUUUCUCGUUGAGUUUCGCCCAUCCAGAAAUUGAACAAAACUUGUUCUGGUGUGGUUCACCCAAAUACAAGUAUUGCUUCACUAUCAUAUUUUGCAUAAGUAAUGUCAUCAAUGCCCAAUCAGUAGCGAUCAGAUCAAAAGGUUUUGACCAAUCACUUUGGUUAUUAGCUCUGGAUAAAAAUAGAAUGCUGAAAAUCAUGCAUGGUCUAAAGUACAUGGCUUUCUUUAGGUUACAUUUAUCAUGACCUGCUGCUUUCGGCUUGGGGUGCAGUUAGUGUACUGCACAUGUUGCCUGGGGGGGGUGGGGGUCUCACUUGGAGACUUAUGAAACUUAGCAAAAUCCUCCAUCUCCAGAACAGCCUUUGGCAACUGGGUUGAAUUUAUAUAUUUGGCCAAUGUUCCUCAAAGUCAAUAUUUUUCAUCAGCUUUAAGGAAAUACAAAAUUCAUAUAACCUAUUGUCUGUGUAGUAACUGUGUUUUCAAGCAAAAGGCAUUGACAUAUUUUCAAUAUGAAUACAAAUAGAGCAUUUUCUGAAUGUUUUGUCAGUCCAUCAGUAUUGAGUUAUCAGAUCAGGCAGAUGCACAGCAAAAUGGAUUAACUUUACCAGCAGUAUGAAAUGUUCCACAUACAGAUGAAGUGCACAAGAAGCACACUGUAAAUAUAAUUUUACACUGUUAAAAUGUGUUGAACAUUUUAUGAGUAAGUUAACUUUUGUUUUAAGACUAAAAUUACUCUUUCAACCAUAGUUAUGAACUUUCUGUCCUCAGAAAUUUUAUUGGAUAAGUCAAGCACCUGCAUAGUGCCUAAACUGUUGUAUUCACAUUUUUUGCUAUCAUUAGUUAAAACAGAAGUUUUUCUUCAACAUUAUUUUUUGAGCAAUAGAUUUUCGUCUUCUGGCAAAAGCACAUCUGGACGUAUUUUGAAAAAGCAGAUGCUAUUUAUAUACUGAAUGAUUAUUAACUUUAUUAAACAUGUUCCUGCAACUAAAGCCUUACCAUGAUUUUUUAAUUUAGACUGGUUGAGAGUAGCCUUAUUAGAGAAGAAAAAAAUGUUAAAGCCAAAUGCAAACUUGUACUACACACACAAAAUGCUGGUGGAACUCAGCAGGCCAGGCA